AUGAAUAAUUUAAAUUAUAUAUAUAUAUUUAUCAUUUAUUAUUUAUCAGCUAAUAAAUCAUCAUCAUUAUCAUCAUCAUCAUCCUCAUCAUCAUCAUUUUCUAAUUUCUUUUUCAUAGAUUCUUCUUGA
Molecule: messenger RNA, 129 nt
Organism: Dictyostelium discoideum AX4
Lineage: Eukaryota; Evosea; Eumycetozoa; Dictyosteliales; Dictyosteliaceae
Exons: 2
Coding region: 1-129 (42 amino acids)
Source: RefSeq, a predicted model, not a curated record